AUGCGUACCCCCUCAGGUUCCCAUCAAAACGCGCAUACAGGUAAAAGUCCAGCCUCUGGCAGAUCUGGGAGAUACCGUAGCGUCAGCCCCUCUCCCAGGCGGAAUGCCAAUAACUAUGAUUCUACCAGCUCGAGUGAAGGGGAAGAGCCUAGGCCCAAACCGAAGGCUGUGCCGAAGAGCCGACUUGGGCAGCAUCAAAAGUUUGCCGACUUCCACAACCCAGGAACAGCAAGCCCCGGAAAUGGUAUGGACUUCGACUCCUUUCUCCUCGCAAAUGGGUUUCAAGCCGUCGAGCUACCUGAUGGUAGCUACGAACUCCAUUCGCUGUCUCGGAAAUGCCCCCUUAAUCAACGUACCCCUGCUGACAAGGACGGCCCCAAAGGACACACCUCGGACAGUGCUGCUUUCCCAAAAAGCUCGUACCGAUCGGACCAUCAGCCCAACCCAUCGGGUUCUUCCUCUUCUGUCAAGUAUGUUCGAUAUGCCUACUAUCAAGCCGCUUCGCCCUAUCUGACAGACACCGGUUUUAGCACUGACCCGCCAAACAAUACGGAAAGGCCCCAGUCUGCUGCGUAUGAACGUGGCAGCACAAGUUACUUGCACAAGAAGUUUUCUGCAGACGAUUGGCGCGAUCAUUUGGAUCAGUUCGAUUUCAUAGGCUCUGCCUCGCCAAACAAGGAGUCACUUCCGAGAUCGCCUGCCUCGCAAAAUCGGGGCCGUACCAACUUCCGAAAUGGACCGACACAGGCAUCCUCGACGGGAUCGCCGAUUCCCAAUCCUUUCGGUCCUACUCCACUGUAUCAAACUGCACAGCAACAGCAACCACCAACACCCUUUGCACAGGCAAAGUUCUCUGCAGAUUCGUGGUCCGAACAGCUUCGAAAUCUCUCAUGGACUGUACCGGAGGUCGACAAAACUAAACAAACGGCAAGUGCUGCGCCACGUAGUCCAAAGAAACAGACCAGGGCAGGCACCAAAUUGCGGAGCGCUCCCCAGCCGGCAAGCGUUGCUACCGAAGCAGAUGAAGCUAAAGAAACUGUCAAUGGCCAGACUCCUCCUGAACCAGCCUGGGCAGCAGCACCGGACGUUGAGGAAAUGGACCUUGACGAGGACCUUCCUACUCCGGGUGUUCCGCCGAAUGUCCCAGUUGGGAAACCAAGCAAUGGCAGCUAUCCUGAUUUGGCUUCUCAGGCCGUACCAAAUGUUCCUCCGGUCAAGAAGUCCAGGCCUCCUUCGAGCACCGACGCCCGUACCCCUCUAUUUAACCUCAAUAAUCUCCGCAAUACUGUACCCUUUACGCAGACCACCGGCGGAGGCAUCGAGAACCUUGAAGACUUCCACACCACUCUUCCCUUCGAAUCCCAAGCAAAGCAGCAAAAGACCACAAAAGACGACAUCCGACCCCGCGCACUCCAACUCCCAAACCCACCCAAACGACCUUGGGCCCCGAAGCCAGUCACCCUGGGCCCAACCUCUAAGCAGCUCGUCCUCCCACGGGACAAAUGGAAUUGGUAUGUCUCUGCAAUGGGGGCAUACAUGCACGAAUGGAACGCAUUCAAUGGCCGCAUGCUCACACAUUUCAAUGCGCGCCAAGAAGCGAACGCAACCGGUCUCGCACCGGGCUGGAUCAGUGCCGUUGGAGAUUCUACCCGUCUCAAAAUAAACGGCGCAGACGACAAUGACGACGGCACGACCAAGAAGGAUUUUGAUGACUAUCAUAUUGAUGAAUUCCUCGUCCCUGGUACCAGUAAGGGCGGCUUUAGUGCCUAUCUCCGUGGUAUUGAGGAAGAUAUCCAGGUGCGUAAGCAUUGGGAAGUUGCCUGUGAGAUGCAUCGAGAGUGUAUCCUUGACCUUGGACGAUUGAGAGAGUGGAUCCGAGAUGGCGGCAAGGUGGUUUGA
Messenger RNA from Penicillium mononematosum, 1899 nucleotides. Its product is annotated as Heat shock protein DnaJ N-terminal. The transcript has a single exon. Lineage: Eukaryota; Fungi; Ascomycota; Eurotiomycetes; Eurotiales; Aspergillaceae. Bases 1 to 1899 code for a protein of 632 amino acids. The record is from RefSeq and is a predicted model, not a curated record.